AUGGCGAUGGCGACAAUGGGGCUAAGAGCCAAUGCAGAGGAGCUGGCUAGAGAUGCACUCCAUGCAAACAACAUUACGCCAUCGAUUGUACAGCAGGUGCUGGGCCUCAUCCGAAUGCGGAGCUCGUCGAGCCGGAAGAAGGUCAUGCCCGAAGGCGCGGACAGCGUCAAAGGCAUGGUGCUGGGGCUCUUCGUCCGAGGAAACCAGGUCGAGCUCACGAAGGCCUCAAAGGACUACCCCUUCGUCACGAAGCUUCUAGCGACCUUCUGUCAGCAGAGCCGGCCGAUGUUCCCCUUCACCUCCAUGCAGGUGAACCUGGACAACGAAACGCAGCCGCAUACCGAUGGGAACAACGUGCUGGCCAGCCAGAUCUGGGGCUGUGGGAACUAUCGAGGCGGCGAUUUGUUUGUGGAAGAUGUGCGUGGAAACAAGCAGGUCACUUUGAAGAAGGACGUGGCUGCCGGGUAUCCCAAGGGCACCUCCAUCAGAGGCUUCGAUGUGAACGUCAAGAACUGCUUCUAUGAGUUCCCAGGUCAGAAACUUCACUUCACCCGCCCGUUUACUGGCACCCGCUUGACUGUGGUCUACUACACAGUGGCGCGAUUCGAGGAAGCCACCCCGAAUACUCGCAUCGCUCUGGCCGAUGCGGGCUUUGCCUUCAGCUUCACCAAUGUUGCGAUGAUGGUCCAGCAGACCGCCCGUGGCACCAAGCGCAGACGGCCGGUGCCAAGCACGGCCCCAGAGCCCUCCCAUGCGAAGUUGGAGGGUGCGAGAAAGGCCACGUGGGAGCUCUUGCGGGUGAAUUCCAACCAGAAGGGUGGCGGAGGGACCAAAGCAUUCCGUGAGGGCAUGGCGAAGCUUCGAAGAAAGGUGCGCUUGGCAUUGGAUGAUGCUUCCUGUGCAGCGAUCGAGGUGAUCCUCACUGCCGCGGAGAAACACUUUGAGGCGAAGACACCAGGCAGUUGGCGACGCUUUCUGCCGCGGGUGCUGGAGAUCUUAGGGGUGCCGAAGGCGGAUCAGCAGGAGGCGGAAGGGGUGGCCAACUCGCAGUACCACGGCCUGGAGCCCGUGAAGAAGGCGGUGCGGCAGGCCCGCCAGAAGCGGCGCCAGCUGGAGCAAGAAACCAACGAGCGCCUGUAG
Messenger RNA from Durusdinium trenchii, 1140 nucleotides. NCBI's taxonomy places the organism in Eukaryota, Dinophyceae, Suessiales, Symbiodiniaceae. The record is from the annotation of a GenBank genome assembly.